AUUGUUGUUGUGUGUUAAGGGUAAAUUAAGUUUUGUGUUGAAGGCUUUGGUGAGUGUGGGACAGUUGAACAUGUUCUGCUCCUCUCUUUAGGUUUUCAAACUCAGCCGUCAGUUUCCAGCAGAGUGACGUCAUGGCUGCAGCACUAGUGCCAGAUCAUCGGAUGUCACGGCAGCUGAGCAGCAGCUAUGAAAUGCUGCCACCUGACAUGUCUGAGCUGAGAGUUGUUCUGCUGGGGAACAGAUGGUCUGAGAGGAGUUCAGUGGGGAACUUGAUACUGGGAAAGACUCUGUUCAGCACUGAGGAAGAACCAGACAACUGUGUGAGACAAAGAGGGCAGCUGGAGAAGAAAGAAAUAGUUCUCAUCAACACUCCAGAUCUGCUGCUUCCCAACAUCUCUGAACACAAACUAAGAAAACAUGUAGAAAACUGUGUGAGACUCUCUGAUCCUGGACCUCAUGUGUUCCUGCUGGUUCUACAGCCUGAAGACUUCACUGAGGAACACAAACAGAGACUCUGCAGAGUCCUUGAAAAGUUCAGUGAGCGAUCAUUCGAUCAUUCACUGGUUCUGAUCUCAACACCCAGAGAGGAGAGAUCAGAUUUAGAAGAAAAUUAUAUGCAACAUUCUACAUUAAAAGAGAUGAUCAGAAUGUGUAGAUACAGAUAUCUGAAGCUGAAGAACCUUGAACAUCCAGAGCUGUUAACACGUUUGGAGGAUGCAUGUUUGAAAACGAAACCAAAGUCUGAACACAUGAAACCAGCUCUAAACAUGGUUCUGUGUGGGAGGAGAGGAGCACGGAAGACCUCAGCAGCCAAGGCCAUUUUAGGUCAGACAGAGCUUCAUUCAGUCUCCAGCUCAGAGUGUGUUAAACAUCAGGGAGAGGUGUGUGGACGUUGGGUUUCCCUGGUGGAGCUGCCUGCAUUGAAUGGAAAACCUCAGGAGGAAGUGAUGGAGGAAUCAUUCAGGUGUAUCUCCCUCUGUGAUCCUGAGGGCGUCCAUGCCUUCAUCCUGGUCCUUCCUGUGGGUCCCCUCACUGAUGAAGACAAGGGAGAGUUGGAGACCAUCCAGAACACUUUCAGCUCUCGAGUCAAUGACUUCACCAUGAUUCUGUUCACUGUGGAGUCAGAUCCCACAGCUACAGAUGUUAACUUUCUGAAGAAAAACAAGGACAUCCAGGAGCUCCGUCAGAGCUGUGGAGGAAGACAGUUUGUCCUCAACAUCAGGGACCAGCAGCAGAUCCCAGAGCUGUUGGAUGAUGUGGAAAGGAUGAGAGUGAAAGGAUCAAGAUGCUUCACGAAGGACACGUUCACCAAGGCUCAGAUGGAGAAGGUCUUAGAACUUAAAGCUGAACUGCAGAAUGUAAAGCAGAGAGGUGCCAUGGAAGGUUAUGGUGAACAUGAGAGCAGAGAGCCUCUCAGAAUGGUGCUGAUUGGGAAGACCGGCAGCGGGAAGAGUACAACAGCAAACAUAAUUUUGGGCAAAAAGCAUUUCAAAACCACAAUCGCCACAAAGCUAAAGAUCAAAUCCUGUGAGAAAGCAACAGGAGAGAUUGAUGGGCGGCCUGUCGUUGUCGUCAACACUCCCGGCUUGUUUAAUACAACUCUGUCUGAGGAUGAAAUUCGAAAGGAGCUUCAGAAAUGCAUCAGCAUGUUGUGGCCUGGACCUCAUGUGAUCUUCCUGUUGCUGCAGAUUGGGAACAUUACAGAAGAAGAAAAAGACUCUGUGGAGCUGAUCAAGGAGGUUUAUGGCAAGAAUUCAGGAGAUUUCAUCAUCCUUAUAUUCACCAGAGGAAAUGAACUGGAGGAUCAGUCAUUUGAGAGUUAUAUCAAAGAUUGUGAUGACUUUGUUAAACAACUCAUAGAUGACUGCGGAGGGAGAUACCAGGUGCUCAAUAAUAAAGAUGACAUAAACCGCACACAAGUCAGAGAGCUGCUGACCAAGAUUGACACCAUGGUGAAGAAAAAUGGAGGCAGCUGCUGCGCCACUGUGGAGCAAGUUACAAAAGAGGAACAUCAUGAAGAAAUGCAACAGAUGAAGUUAGAACUUGAAGCAAAAAUGUCUGAACAAAGUAAGCAACUGGGGGAAGAAAUGAAAAAACUGGGAGGAGAACUGCAAAGCAUGAAGCUGAAACAGGCUGGAAGAAAGAAAAACAAAUGCCCCAUCCAGUGAUUAUGUAGAACAUCGAACAUAUACAAGAAGUACACUCAGGAAAUUGGCCUCCUAACACCUUAGAUAAUCAAUUUUAACAAUUUGGAUUGGGAUUUUUUCAUGCUUGCGCUAUCUUGUGCACUGUAUCCGCAUGUAUUUAAUGAACUGGAUAAACUUGGAAAGCCAUCCGUUCACUAGAUAACAGCUGCCUCCAACUGAUAUUGGACAGUACCACUUUAAACACAAGAUGUAAGCUCAAUCCAAGGCCUGACCUCAAUUAGUUUAACUAAGUGUAACCUUCAUAUAAGUUACCUGACAACUCAUAUUUUAUACAUUGUUGAAUCCAGUCUAUUAGAUAUACUCUCUGGGCAGUUAUUUGCUGAAAGAGCUGUCCUAUGCUCCAUUCCUUUUUUGGCACCUAACAGCUGACUAAAACAUACUUCCAACAAGAACUGGGCACAAAAAUGCUCUAAUUGUAAUAUUCAAAUUUAGUGGAAACAAAAUUCUUCUGUUUUAUGUGCUGUUAUUACAGACAGUGGAGAGAUGACGAGGAAUGGAGAGCAUAACACAUUUUUCCUGUCUGGAUGUUGGUUCAUGGUCAGUAUCUUGUUAUCAUAUGGAUUUUUGAGUUUUUCCUAAGAACUCAUUUGACUUUUUUAUUGACUGAGGCUCCGCAGAGUCCUAAAACUGUUUGGUGAUUGUUCACUGGUUCGGAUGUCAACACCCAGAGAGGAGAGUUCAUCUUUCAUGGAUAAAGAUGCAGCACAUCAGCCCUUAAAAGACAUGAUCGGAAAAUGUAGAUACAGAUAUCUAAAGCAAAAGAACAUUAAACUUCCAAAGCCAUUAACCCAUUUGGGUCAAACAACCAACAAGAAGAAUGGAGAGCAUGACAGCUGUGAUGUAUUGAGGGUGAGGACGCAGGUUUGAUAAUGACCCCAAAGUCUGUGUCUGAACCCAACGAACUAAAGCAAAGGACACAGAUGGAAGAAGAAGAAGAAGAAACAAUGAGAAAAAAAAAUAGAUUUUUCUUGUUUGCUGAAUACUUUAAUAUUCUCUACAGAGAUUUC
Centropristis striata (black sea bass) is the source of this 3214-nucleotide messenger RNA. Its product is annotated as GTPase IMAP family member 8-like. Bases 132 to 2168 code for a protein of 678 amino acids. Lineage: Eukaryota; Metazoa; Chordata; Actinopteri; Perciformes; Serranidae. The record is from RefSeq and is a predicted model, not a curated record. Gene Ontology annotation, molecular function: GTP binding. The transcript is spliced from 3 exons.